Molecule: messenger RNA, 267 nt
Organism: Penicillium soppii
Lineage: Eukaryota; Fungi; Ascomycota; Eurotiomycetes; Eurotiales; Aspergillaceae
Exons: 2
Coding region: 1-267 (88 amino acids)
Source: RefSeq, a predicted model, not a curated record
AUGGCUUGCUUACUAGAUAGAUAUCUUUCAACUUUGAUUGCUACGUGCUGCUGCAAUGUCGUCUGCAUUGUGCUUGUUCUUGGCUUGGGGAGCUGGAUGCGAUUGGAAAAUAUUCGUCGGGACAGGAAGCAGGGCCACACAAUCAGACAACAUCAAAAUGAUACUAGUCAAUUCAAGGAGGGCGAACAGAGCCCGGAGUGGAGGACCAACAUGUUGAACCGGGUGGAAGCUGUAGCGAGCUUCUGCAGAGGUGUCUGGGGUCGUUGA